AUGAUGAGCCACAUGCUCCACUGCCGUGCCCGUCGUCAGACCAUCGAGAAAUCACGUCUUUCCACUGACGAUGAGCCGGCCGGUCUAUUCGUGACCCUCCAGCGCCGCUUCGAUUCGAGCGACUCGUCGACGCCGUCGUCGCCCACCUCGGCCAUGAUCGCCUCGCCGCUGAGUCCGGCCGUCCGUUUUUUCAGUGGGUCUUCCUCAUCUCCCUUCGCAUGCGCGACAUCUGGCUACGGGCCCGCCCUCGGACAUCACCUAGGAGAAACGACCGCCACUUCAUUCUUCGAGAGUGCUAGCAACGUGCUCAGCAAGCAG
Molecule: messenger RNA, 318 nt
Organism: Mesorhabditis spiculigera
Lineage: Eukaryota; Metazoa; Nematoda; Chromadorea; Rhabditida; Rhabditidae
Source: the annotation of a GenBank genome assembly